CCGGACCAAUCAGCGGCCCAGAAUGCGGAGAUGUACACCCAACCACGCACUUUAUUUACGCUCCGCCGUGCCCGUCAGAUUGGGUUGAAUUCGUUGAAUUCGUCGAUCUAUUUAGAGCCACGAAACACUUUGACUUUGUUGUUACAACAGCUGCACCCUCCAGGCUGUGACAUGGUGGCUGCUGAUUGGCUGCGCUUUUGAGGGACAGCUCACCCCGACAGUCCAUCCCUGCACCAGCGCUCAAUAGUUAAGCUGUGUCUUUCCGCUGCUCGAGUCUGACUCUUUCCCAACUUCUUCUCUAUCUUCUGAGAUUGUGAAGAAUUUUAAUUCCAAUUGUUGAUAUUUAUUGGAAUACGCAUACGGCAUCAUGACCAGCCACAGCAGCAAAAAUGGCCUGAAUGGCGACACCGCCGUCACUAAUGGCUUUCACGACGACGAAAUUGAAUACCCCUACCCCCAACCUUCGAAAUCUCCCUACCAAACCCCCAUCAUGACAUUGUUCAUCGGCCAGAAGAGAGACUCGUACUCCAUCCCGGAGAACUACCUCCGCCAGUCCCCCAAGUUGGUUCUUGCCAACGGCUUCUGGGGCAAGCAUCUGUUUCUCUCCGACGUCGACGAGGACGUCGGCCACACUCUCCUGCACUACUUGUACACUGGUGGAUACGAAACUAUCAAGCCCUGGCCCUUUAUGGAUGUCGACCUCUCCAAGUGGGAGCUGGAAUACCGACGCAGCGCGCUCGCCUACUGCGCGGCCAGGACCUACCAACUGGACGGCCUCAUCGCCCACGCUCAGCACUACAUGGAGAAAUUCGCCAGCAUGAUCUCGAUCUUUGCUCUCUUGAACAUUGUCACUGGUGUGUACCCUAGCCUUUCCGAAGGCGAGGACUGGUUCCUCGACCACGUCAAGUCGAGGAUUGCCGCUGCUUUUGCCGAGGACAACACGCUCUUCGUGCAGGAUUCGUUCUUGAAAACGUUUGGUGAAGUUCCCGCUUUUGAUCGGUUCUUGAUGCAGAGUGCGCUAGACAUAUACUCUGAAGGCGUGCUGCGCACACGCGACAGUAGUAUAAGUCGGGAGGAAACACCUGAGCAAUCAGUCCCCCCUAGCGAACCACUCUACCCCGACGGGCCCCUCCCCGAAGAUGGGCCCGUCCAAGAACCGAUCCCCGAGGAACAUCCCAACGGGGUGCUCUUAACCGAGCCCAAACUCGAACCGGAAUCAGAGCCAGAACUCCAACCUGCGCCUGAACCGGAACGAGUUCUCGAACCAAUCCCCGAACCGGCUCUCAAACAAGAGCCAGUUCAGGAGCCUCUCCCCGAGGCUCUCCCCGCAGCAGCAGUCGAACCAGAACCCAUACCGGAGCCAGCCCCAGCGCCGGCAUCGGUAUCCACACACCAACCGAGUCUGUUAAAAGGCGACCAGUCCAUCCCUGACCUGUGGUCCGACCAGGCCCCAGAACCAGCUCCAGUGCCCGCAGCACCGAAACCCGCCGCAUCCAAGCCGGUCUCUAACUCCAAGCCGGCAUUCAAACCGCCUUCAAAAACGCCCGCCCCACCCUCCUCCACCGCUCCCUCUACCGCUACUUCUCCCCCUCAGCCAACCAGCAAUGGUAACGGGCACAGCAACGGGACCAGUACUCCACCUGCCAACCAGAACGGUGGCGCCGGCGGAGGAUCAUCUCCCAGUAAGAAAAGCAAAAACAAGAAGAAGAAAAGCGGCCUUUGGAAGAAAAGUCCGAAAAGCGGUAGCAGCGGUGUGGCGAAUUAAGGAUCUUGUUCACAGUUGGGGGGCGCGUCGCAAGGAGCCCGAUGCCUCUUGAUCUGUAUGAUAGUUUACGACGGUAUGCCGGUGAUGUCUAGUAGAGGAUAUAUAUAUAUCCAGUUAAUGGUGGGUAGAUGAAUGCAUAGUCUGAUAUAUUUUGAUAUAUACUAAUGUCAG
Aspergillus wentii DTO 134E9 is the source of this 1936-nucleotide messenger RNA. RefSeq lists its product as uncharacterized. Lineage: Eukaryota; Fungi; Ascomycota; Eurotiomycetes; Eurotiales; Aspergillaceae. The record is from RefSeq and is a predicted model, not a curated record. The transcript is spliced from 3 exons. Bases 368 to 1765 code for a protein of 465 amino acids.